AGGUCUUCGUUUGCUUGUACUGCGGAGUCAGUGCUGCCACCCUGGCGUCGGCCGCCGACGCAGAGCUCCGGGACCUGCGCGGGCGCCGGGGACCGCGGCUGCGCGAGCUGCUGCAGCGCGCGCGGCCCACGGUGCUGCUGCUGGUGGCCGGUGGUUGUGACCUCAGCCUCCACGGGGCGGUCCCGGAAGUCCUUCGCAGCCUGCAGACCUUGGCGCUGGAGGCCGUGAAGGCAGCCCCUGAGACGAUCUUGGCCAUGAUGGCAGUGCCCGAUGCGGGUCGGGCCGCUGAGCAAGCCUCGAUGCUGGGCGCUGCUUUGACGACCAGGCGCCAAGACUUGAAUCGUGCUUUGGCCCAGUGGAGCUCCACCCAGCCGAUGGCCUACGUGAAUUCGGGCGCCUUGCUGCCGCAUGGCCCAAGAUCAAUGGCUGCUGGCUAUUGGGACGGCCCAUUGCUGUCAACCAAGGGCGCCCACGUGCUCUCAGGCCGCUUGGCCUGUGCCUUGCUGCCACAAGUGAUGCGGCGGCGUCAACAUGAGGCCGAGCCCUUGGAUCUGGGAGAUGAAGGUGAGGUGCCUUCUUUAGAGGCCUUCAUGAAAGCCUUCAGCUUAGAGGAUGAGGCAGAGGCGAAGAGUGCUGCUCUUGGUGCACCCCUGGGGGCGAACGGUGCUCCUGCUCCACCAUGGGAGGUGUCGGCUGCAGUGCAACUCCAGCGAAGCCUUCGCUUCCUCCUGGGGGCCGAGAACAAGGCGCAGAGGCUGGCCUUGGCACGUUUGAGCGUGCGGCAACGCCUGAGCCGUGGGACGUCUUGGCAACCGCGGCUUUUGGUGACCUCGGCCGGACUGCGCCUCAGUGCAGGUUGAGCAAAA
Molecule: messenger RNA, 866 nt
Organism: Durusdinium trenchii
Lineage: Eukaryota; Dinophyceae; Suessiales; Symbiodiniaceae
Source: the annotation of a GenBank genome assembly